AAUAGAGUUUUUUUGUUCUCUCCCCUAUACAUGUCUCGUUUAUGUGUACGUGUGUAUUUGUAUGUGCGUGUCGUGUGUGCAUGAGUAAAUGUAUCGUGUAAAAAUUUGUUUACGGUUUAAAUUGGUCAAAUUUUUUGAAUAAAAUUAAAAAGAGUAUACGUUUGCGGUAUAUGUGUGGAGAAGAAAAGAAAAACUAUAUAUAGAGAUUGUUGUUUUUGCUUUCCCAUUCUAUAUUGGCAAAAAAGCAAUAAAAGAGAAACCGCGUCAGAGACUUUUAGCCAACAUUGUCGUGAAACUUUUAUUGUAACAGAUAAUGAUCAUGUUGAGUGCUUCAACAUCAAAGAUAUUAAUAAGCGGCAUACCGCUGCAAACACGUUUCGAAGACAUCGAACCUCUUUUGAAGCCAUAUGGCAUCGUCAAACAGUGUGAGGCUGUCUCUAGUAAGGAUCCGCAAACUCAAACUGUUCACAUAACAUUCGAGAAUAAUGAACAGGCUCAAAGAGCUGCUGGUGGUCUGAACGGUGUAGAAUUUGAAGGCAAUAAAUUGCACGCCGAACCUUUGGAUAAGAAUCAACGUCGCACUCAACGUAAUCAACGCAACCCAUAUCCCGGUAUGCCUGGUCCCGGUCGCCAAGCCGACUUCCCUUUGCGCAUACUGGUGCAAAGUGAAAUGGUCGGUGCCAUUAUAGGACGUCAGGGUAGCACCAUACGUACGAUAACACAACAAUCGCGCGCCCGUGUUGAUGUUCAUCGUAAAGAAAACGUUGGUUCUCUGGAGAAAGCCAUCACUAUAUAUGGCAAUCCCGAAAACUGUACAAAUGCAUGCAAGCGCAUAUUAGAAGUAAUGCAACAAGAAGCAAAUGCCACGAAUAAGGGCGAAAUUUGCCUAAAAAUACUGGCACACAACAAUUUAAUUGGUCGCAUUAUUGGAAAAAGUGGCAACACCAUUAAGCGCAUUAUGCAAGAGACAGAUACCAAAAUAACAGUUAGUUCCAUUAAUGAUAUAAGCAGCUUCAAUUUGGAGCGCAUAAUAACGGUUAAAGGACAAAUUGAUAAUAUGUCACGGGCUGAAAAUCAAAUCAGUUCGAAGUUGCGGCAGAGCUAUGAAAAUGAUUUACAAGCAAUGGCACCGCAAAGCGUUAUGUUUCCUGGUUUACACCCAAUGGCCAUGAUGUCUACACCGGGUAACGGUAUGGUAUUUAAUCCUAGUAUGCCUUACGCAACCUGCCCCGGUUUUCCAAUGUCGAAAGCAACAACUACGGUUGUACCCCCAGUUUUUUCUAAUGACAUGCAAGAAACUACGUAUCUAUAUAUACCGAAUAAUGCUGUGGGGGCCAUAAUCGGAACAAAAGGCUCACAUAUACGUAGUAUAAUGCGCUUCUCGAAUGCUUCGUUGAAAAUUGCACCGCUGGAUAGUGAUAAGCCACUGGAACAGCAAACUGAACGUAAAGUAACAAUUGUAGGUACACCGGAAGGGCAGUGGAAGGCGCAAUAUAUGAUAUUUGAGAAAAUGCGUGAAGAAGGUUUCAUGUGUGGCACAGAUGAUGUGCGAUUGACGGUAGAAAUUUUAGUGGCCAGCUCGCAAGUGGGACGUAUUAUUGGUAAAGGAGGACAAAAUGUACGCGAACUGCAACGCGUUACUGGUAGUGUGAUCAAAUUGCCCGAACAUGCGCUGGCGCCAGCAUCGGGUGGUGAUGAAGAAACACCUGUACACAUAAUUGGUCCAUUUUACAGUGUACAGUCUGCUCAGCGGCGUAUCAGAGCCAUGAUGUUGUCUACCAAUCCUCCGCCGGUGACCAAAAAACAAAAAGCUGCCAAAGAACAACAACAACAACAACAACAACAACAACAGCUAGCAGCUGCAGCAGCUGCCGCUACCGCUGCUGUAGCAACAACACAACAGCAGCAGCAACAACAACAACAAUCACAACAACAACCACAGCUAACAACGCAGCAGCAACAACAACAGGGUGCGAGUUCAAGUCAGUAAGAAAGCAACGUGUGUAUGUGUGUGUGUUAAAGCAUUUACUACUAAACCCUAAUUUUUUUUUUUAUAUAUCAUUUCAUUAAUAUUAAAAUACCUUUUGUUUAAACUUAUAACUACAACAAGAACAAAACAAAUUUUAUAAGGUGAAACAAAAAACACAACCAUACCACGCUCUCGUUGUUCUCACAUUAUGCAGUAAGAAGUAAUGCCUAUAAUCACUUCCGUCAACCUCGUCUGCUUUCAUUUUUGAUUUUGUUUUGUACGCAUCAUAAAGUCCUCGACAUAUUUCCACGAAGCCGCCCCAAACACUACCUCUAAAAAUCCCCACCACUCCACUUUUAUAGCUACCUAAAGCUAGUUAACACCCCACACAACACCGCUUAGAUAUGGCGUGUGUCUGUGUUACCUUUUGUUUCUUUCGUUUACAUACAAAAAAUUUUCCUAUACUUUAAAAAAAAAAAAAAAAAAAAAAAAAAAAAAAAAAUUUCAACAUUCUUUUAUAUUAUCUGAGGAGGUAAAUUUUUGGAAAAGCUAUAAAAAUAAAAACUAAAUAAUAACUAAUGAACAACAAAAUUCUGAUGAAUCGUGAAAAUUGAAAUUCUAAAAAUCUAACAAAAAUAAAAUGACAGCACUGAGUUAUAAAAUAAAUAAAAAAUAAUAGUAAUACUAUGGGCAGCCGUUUAAUGAUAAAUAGUAAGCUAAACGAGAAUAGCUUCAAUUAAUAACAAAAAACUAUGAUUUAAAAAAAUCUAAAUAUUCGUAAAACUAUGCAUUUAAAAUUCUUAAAGAUAUAAGUUAAAGGAAAAACACUAAGUAAGAUCACUGGAAACCAAUUUUUCGUUUGCUUAAAAAAAUCAAAUUACAAGGAUAGCGAAGUCUCUUUCCUUUUUAAUAAAAAUUAAAUAAUACAUACCCA
Messenger RNA from Glossina fuscipes, 2903 nucleotides. It is a transcript of the gene Imp, whose product is annotated as insulin-like growth factor 2 mRNA-binding protein 1. NCBI's taxonomy places the organism in Eukaryota, Metazoa, Arthropoda, Insecta, Diptera, Glossinidae. Bases 314 to 1990 code for a protein of 558 amino acids. The record is from RefSeq and is a predicted model, not a curated record. Gene Ontology annotation, cellular component: cytoplasm; cytosol; nucleus. Gene Ontology annotation, biological process: nervous system development; regulation of gene expression. The transcript is spliced from 6 exons. Gene Ontology annotation, molecular function: mRNA 3'-UTR binding.